Molecule: messenger RNA, 2344 nt
Organism: Sorghum bicolor (sorghum)
Lineage: Eukaryota; Viridiplantae; Streptophyta; Magnoliopsida; Poales; Poaceae
Product: jacalin-related lectin 3
Exons: 8
Coding region: 282-2054 (590 amino acids)
Molecular function (GO): carbohydrate binding
Source: RefSeq, a predicted model, not a curated record
AAGUGGGAUCUGAGAGCGAGCGGUGGCAAACAGAUUGCCGCUUACCGGCAUCGUUUCUUUCGGCCUCUCAGUAGUGAAUGAACCCAAGAGAUUUCAACGAUCACCGAUGUCAGCGAAUCGAGUUCUUCGGUAGCUUUCAGGUUUCUUGAACCGUUAGUGCUGCUGCCAGCUUGUGAAAUUGUGACGGCUCCAUGUCCGUGCCUGCUCUUUUUGUGGGACUCUGUUCUGCGUGUUCGUUCCUCUAUAAAUAGACGGAUGACUUGUUCCUUGUCUUCCUGAACAUGAACUUCAAAGGUUCAUCUGGGAAGAAUUUAAUGACGAUCGGGCCAUGGGGAGGUCUAGGAGGAGAUCUAUGGGACGAUGGUGUUAACUCUGCAGUGUGCCAGAUCAUUAUCAGUCAUGGUGCGGCCAUUGAUUCCAUACAGUUCGAGUAUGAGCUGAGAGGAGGCUUAGUCUGGUCAGAGAAGCAUGGGACUAGUGAUGGAGGCUCAAAAACUGAUCAGGUGAAACUUAACUACCCUGAGGAAGUUCUCACAUCUAUCAGUGGCUGCUAUGGUGCAGUGGGAUCUUCAGUUGUCAUAAGAUCACUUACCUUUGAGAGCAACUGCUCCAAGUACGGGCCUUUUGGCACCGAGCAAGGGACAUCCUUCUCACUCCCCAUGUUCAGCGGCAAAAUUGUCGGCUUUCACGGCCGUUCCGGAUCGUGCCUCCACUCCAUAGGCUGUCAUCUCAACAAAGAGAACACAACUAAGCUGUCAAAAAAUGCGCCGUCUGCGCUUCGGAGCAUCACAAGAUCUUUUGACAGGAACGGGCACAGGUAUGCAGAUAGAAGUGCUGGGUAUGACAUGGUUCUUGCAGUGAAGGACAGAGGUGACAACUACAAUGUCCUUACUAGCAGUCUUCCAAAGGAGCAGUAUCCUAAUCCAUCUAAGAUGAGCAAGAUGGUAUCAAUUCCAAGUUUCUACUCGGAUAAUGGGACCAUGACUAUAAGCACUCCAGUGAGGUUUGGUCCCUGGGGUGGAAAUGGUGGUACCAUAUUUGAUGAUGGAAUAUACACUGGUGUCCGACAAAUCAAUUUAACACGGGGACUAGGGAUAUCUUCCAUGAAGGUUCUCUAUGAUCGUAACGGACAGGCCAUAUGGGGUGACAAGCGUGGAGUCAGUGGGGGUGCUAGACCUGAAAAGGUUGUAUUCGAUUUUCCAUCAGAGAUCUUGACUCAUAUAACCGGUUACUUUGGCUCCACGAUGAUUAUGGGUCCGACGGUGAUCAAAUCACUCACAUUCCACACAACAAAGAAGAGCCAUGGACCAUUUGGGGACGAACAUGGCACCUUCUUCUCCAGCUGUUUGACCGAUGGAAGGAUAGUAGGAUUUCAUGGCAGGGCAGGAUGGUACAUCGACAGCAUUGGAGUUCAUGUUCUGGAAGGGAAGGUGUUGUCACAGAGAGUCGACACAGAAUUCGCCGACGCAAGCCCGUCUCGACAGUCUGACAUGCUUGCACUAGCACGAAGGGAAAUCGGAGACGAGGUUACAUACGGUGUGGUGAAAGAACCCAUACCAAUAGGUCCAGGACCAUGGGGUGGGGACGGAGGCAAGCCGUGGGACGAUGGCGUCUACACUGGCGUCAAACAAAUCUACAUCAUGAGAAGCGAUUUCAUCGGGUCUGUUCAGAUCGAGUAUGACAGGAGUGGGCAGUCCAUCUGGUCUACCAAGCAUGGAAAUGGUGGGCAGAUAACACACAGGAUCAAGCUUGACUAUCCACACGAGGUGCUGACCUGCAUCUACGGGUACUACAACACCUGCGUGGAAGAAGGGCCCAGGGUGUUGAGAUCGCUCACCUUCGUCAGCAGCCGAGGGAAGUACGGCCCGUUCGGCGACGAGAUCGGGACCUACUUCACCUCCGCUACGACUAAGGGGAAGGUGGUCGGCUUCCAUGGCCGGAGCAGCCUCUACUUGGACGCCAUUGGAGUGCACAUGCAGCACUGGCUGGGAGACAUGAAAACUACCACUAGCGCUUCCAACUCCAAGUACUACAUCUCUAGGUAUCUGUUCUGAUCCUGGCUAGUUACCCCGUGGUCUGAUGCCAACUGAAGGCUGUGGAGUUAGUACAGUUUGCGGCAAGAAGUUCAGUGAUGAGCAGUUCUGAAUGAUGAGUAAUCAUAUCAUGGUGUAUUUAUUUUUUAUUCUUAUUACUGGAGCCACUGUGUGCUGGUGACUUGGUGAGUGAUUUGUUUGUCUGGUUUGGAGGAUUGAGCGUUGUGGGUAUCUGGUCACCUUAAACUUGUCAAAGUCUCUGCAUUUGAUACAUUGAACACGAUUUGUUAAACAGAUUUUGUGCCAUCUCA